GCAUGUCAGUGUGUGUGUGUGUGUGUGUCAGACGGCUUUAUAAAAGGCCUGGAGGUCAAAUCGGAAGUCAGUUUAGACUUUAAUCGUCAGAGGAGCUGCUUUAACCAACAGGGACAAAUAUGAUGCAGAUGUCCCACAAGCUUGUGCAGUUGUUUGCCGUCAUGCUUCUUGUCAUCUUUGCAACUGGCCGGUGUCAACAGAGCGACGGCCGCCGGGCUGUGACCGAACACCAGCUGAUGCACGACCGCGGCAGGAACAUCCAGAGUCUGAAGAGACUCAUCUGGCUGUCCAGCGCCAUCGAGGGUCUGCACACAGCCCAGGCGCGCUCUGCUGCGUCCAACCCGUCAAAGCUCCUGCAUCCAGCUCUGAAUCCAGCUCUGAAUCCAGCCCUGAAUCCAGCCCUGGUUCCUGCUGCAGGAAGCCUCCAGCCCGCACAGGUCCAGAGCAUCUUGAGAGACUUCUUUUAUCCCCACUUGGCUCAACUGUCUGAUGGAGAGCCCUAACGUCGCACCUCAUUGGUGCAUUACCAGGAAGCUGUACCUACAGUCAAAUGUAAUGUUUGUAUAAUAAAACGUCUCUGGAGUUUAUAUGCAUGUUUAGUUAUCCUCUGAAGGUAACUUAUUGAUGGGCAAAGACAUAAAGGUUUAUUUUUG
Molecule: messenger RNA, 653 nt
Organism: Cololabis saira (Pacific saury)
Lineage: Eukaryota; Metazoa; Chordata; Actinopteri; Beloniformes; Belonidae
Gene: pth4
Product: parathyroid hormone 4
Exons: 3
Coding region: 120-503 (127 amino acids)
Biological process (GO): bone mineralization; adenylate cyclase-activating G protein-coupled receptor signaling pathway; regulation of chondrocyte differentiation
Cellular component (GO): extracellular region
Molecular function (GO): hormone activity; peptide hormone receptor binding
Source: RefSeq, a predicted model, not a curated record